AUGAGUUUGAGAAAAACAUCUCUGCUUUUUUAUUUUCUCUUCUUCUUUCAUUUUCAACACAACCUUCUCUCCGUAGAUUCACGAUCCUUACGUCAAGCCUCCGUUGACACGAGCCACGUUACCUCCAUACCAAAAUUAGCAGUCUUUAUCAGGAAAGGCGGUGGCGGUAGGGGAGGAGGCGGACGCGGUGGCGGUGGCGUUGCAGGCAAGGCAGUUGGGCACGGUGGUCUUAAGCAAGCUCGCAGCGGGCUAGGUGGUUAUCCGUUUUUCGUGGUUGCGUCACACCAGAGCGCUAAUCCUUCAAGCGGUAGCCGGAAUCUUGGAUGGACAGGGCGUGGUUUCGGUUGGUUGACUUUAUCGGUCUUCACCGGAAUAGUUUUGGUUUCAUAG
Microthlaspi erraticum is the source of this 390-nucleotide messenger RNA. The record is from the annotation of a GenBank genome assembly. NCBI's taxonomy places the organism in Eukaryota, Viridiplantae, Streptophyta, Magnoliopsida, Brassicales, Brassicaceae.